UUUUACUCACCUGCUCGUUCAUUCCAUACACGAAUAGCUGCACAUCCAGUCCGAUAACCUUUAAAAUCUUUCGUUUUACAAAACAUUUGGUCUCGCCUGUUCGACUGGUUUGACGCCAUAAUAACGAUAUUAUCGCCGGAGGUACUUGAGCGCCCAGGAGUUAUCACCUCAUCACUUCGCAACUCUUCCAUUUUCUUUACCCAACCAGGGUUAAUUCAAUCAAACGAAAGAAAAAAAGGAACACUCCAGGGGAAGUACCUUUCAGACCCAAUUUAAUAGGUCUCCCCUUUGAACUGCAGUCCUACUGAAUUGAAUGAACACAGAAGAUUCCCUCUUAAUGUGUGCCAACUUGCCAUAAAAGAGGAAGAAACUCAUUCCCCCUUCAAGAUACACUCAACUGAGUAGAGUGGAAAAAAACUCCAACGACUUGUUUGCCCAUCCCCCUUUGAUAAGAUGAUCUUAAGAAACCGCUCCAUUCGUUACGCAUCGAGUGAAUUCAAGUCUCUCCCCAAGCCGCCCGCAGGGACAGGCGUCGUGUUUCACGGAAAAUUACAACAAGUAAAAUACGCCAUCAGUUUCCCGAGUUACUUGUUUAUAAUUUUUUCCGGGUUUAUGGGAGCCAUGUCAGGAAAUUUCUUUUUUAAAAAAUACAUUUUGAGGAAAAACCCCCCCAACCCCCUGAGAGACCCUAACGACUUACCGCCAGAGAAGCACCCACACACCCCUGAGGACGAUGAUUAAAAGGGGAGGAAUGAAAUAAACGGAUAAAUAUUUAACCAAAUAAAGUGCCAAAAAUGCAGACACAAAACAGGGCGGAGCGAGGCACAUUCUUCUAAAUGCCAACGCGCUCA
Molecule: messenger RNA, 851 nt
Organism: Plasmodium coatneyi
Lineage: Eukaryota; Apicomplexa; Aconoidasida; Haemosporida; Plasmodiidae
Exons: 5
Coding region: 454-741 (95 amino acids)
Source: RefSeq, a predicted model, not a curated record